AUGACAUCGCCCGUUAUUGCCCAGAAGAGGAAGAGCGAUGUUGUAACUGCUCUUGCCGCAGACUCUUCCAAGAAGCUAGCUAAGACUACGCAGGACAAAGGGAAGAAAGUCAUGAUCGAGCCAACUAUCCGAGCCCGCGAUUUUCUGGCUAUGGAGGAGAAGUUUGUGGGUGAGGAGUUCAUAACCAAGGCGGAGAAGAUCCCUUCUGAGGAGCUUGUUCCGCGCUCUGUGGAGUUGGCUUCGCAGUCGAUGACUCUGUUCAUGAAAGCUGUUGCCGCUGGUUCUAAGGAAGCUGACUCGCUGAAGAGGCACAAUGCCCAGCUCCAGGAGACCAUGAAGAGACUGAAACAAGAGGCGGCUAGAAAGGACAAAGAGCUCGAAGACCUUCGCAAGUCUAAGGAGCAGGCUGAGCUCAAGGCUAAGAACUCUCAGGCAAAGAUCGAGGAGAUGGCUCGCGACUUGGAGGUCGAGAAGGAGAAUGGGAAGAAAAAGUAUGAUCAGGCAGUUUCUGACUAUAUUUACACCACUCUUUCCAAAAUCCCAGACUUCGACUUCUCUAUCCUCGGAGCAGAAGCCGCUGAGAUGGCUGAGGCUUUUCGCGCCAUGUUGCCCACUCAAACUCAAGGUGGUGGAGGGAAUCUUCCUGAGGAGGCCGAGGUUGCAGAUGCUGAGGAAGUCGAGAACGAGGCCGUUAGCAAAGUCGCGGAUGAAACUGCUCCUGCUACUCCAGAUGCUUGA
Molecule: messenger RNA, 738 nt
Organism: Cannabis sativa
Lineage: Eukaryota; Viridiplantae; Streptophyta; Magnoliopsida; Rosales; Cannabaceae
Exons: 1
Coding region: 1-738 (245 amino acids)
Source: RefSeq, a predicted model, not a curated record